Closterium sp. Naga37s-1 is the source of this 1011-nucleotide messenger RNA. Lineage: Eukaryota; Viridiplantae; Streptophyta; Zygnematophyceae; Desmidiales; Closteriaceae. The record is from the annotation of a GenBank genome assembly.
AUGGUACCAUCUAAGCAAUGUACUUUGGGUCAAGUGUGCAGCCAACUUCUUAUAGGCGACGCGGGAAAUGUGACGGUGCUGGCAGGUGACGAGGAGGAUAGGCGAGCGAGGAAAGGGUGCACGCAGCAGGUCGCCUUUCCUGGACACAGCGCCCCAAACCUGAGGGGAUGGUGGCAAGGAGGGAUGGGGAGAGAAGGGAUGCUGAGAGGAGGGCGGGAGGGUAAGCAAGGGAAGGGAGCGAAAGGAGGGGAUGCAGUCGCGGAAAGGAGGGGAAGCAAGGGGGGGAAAGGAGAGGAAGCAAAGGGGGGGAAAGGAGGGGAAGCAGUGGGGGAAAGGAGGGGAAGAAGUGGGGGAAACCGGGGGAAGGAGGGGAGGAAAGGAGGGGAUUCAGCGGGGGAAAGCAGGGGAAGCACGGGGGGGAAAGGCGAGGCAGAGAAGUUGGGGAAAGGAGGGGAAGCAGUGGGGGAAACGGGGGGAAGGAGGGGAGGAAAGGAGGGGAAGCAAGGGGGGGAAAGGAGAGAAAGCAAGGGGGGGAAAGGUGGGGAUGCAGGGGGGGAAAGGUGGGGAUGCAGGGGGGGAAAGGUGGGGAUGCAGGGGGGGAAAAGUGGGGGAGGGGGGGGGAAGGUGGGGAUGCAGGGGGGGAAAGGUGGGGAUGCAGGGGGGGGAAGGUGGGGAUGCAGGGGGGGAAAGGUGGUGAUGCAGGGGGGGAACGGUGGGGAUGCAGGGGGGGGAAGGUGGGGAUGCAGGGGGGGAAAGGUGGGGAUGCAGGGGGGGAAAGAAAUCCGUGAGGCGAGCAGCGCGUUACUGGUGGCUGCAGUAGGAUGGCUGGCAGGCGCGCUCUUUUGGAUAGCAUUUCGCUGGAGCGCGCGUGCGUGCAACCGAGUGCUGUAUGCUGGCGCAUCUAAGCGUCACAUGCGCUCGCUGUGCUGGCGCGCGCGCUAUGCAGGAGCGUGCCGCUUUGCUGCGCGCGUUUUGCUGGCGCGCGCAGCUCUGCUGAGCGCGCUAUGCUAG